AUGGCCACUAGACAAGCAAUAGUUUCAAUUUUUAUUUUUCUUGUUUUUAAUAUAUUUUUGUUGGUUGUUUGCCACGCUGCUAAACCUUCGUUAGAAGCAAAAGUUUCUGCAUUGAAUCAAUUUUCAACAAACAAUAAAGGUGUAGUCGAACUUGAUUCAGAUUUAUAUGAUGAGUUCGUUGCCAAACCUAGGAAUUAUUCUAUGAUUAUACUUCUGACUGCAAUGGAACCGCAAAUAAAUUGCCAACCUUGCAAAGAAUUUGAUCCGGAGUUUAGAUUGGUGGCAAAAAGUUGGCAAUCUUCAAGAAACGAACAUUCUCGAUUAUAUUUUGGCAUUUUAGAUUUCAAGAAGGGCAGAGAAGUUUAUGCCAAGCUUAACUUAAAUAAUGCACCAACAAUGUUUUAUUUCCCCCCAACCACUGGUCCUUAUGCUAAAGAAAUUUCCGAACCGAAUAGAUAUGAAUUUAAUAGACGUGGAUUUUCCGCCGAAGGAUUUGCUUCAUAUUUAUCUGGUCAUGUGGGAAUCCAAGUUCCAGUCAAACGACCUAUAAAUUUCUUUGCUAUAUUCGUGUCUAUAUUUGUAAUACUUGGAACCUUAGCAGCUAUUAAAUUACUUUAUCCAUUUAUCAAGAAAGUAUUCCAGAAUAGGAAUACUUGGGCAGCAAUUUCUUUGGUCAUAAUCCUUAUGAUGAUUUCUGGGCACAUGUGGAAUCAUAUUCGAGGUCCUCCUUAUGUAUUGCAGAAUAAUGGGCAAAUCAGCUAUAUCGCAUCAGGGUUUUCUAAUCAAUUGGGAAUGGAAAGCCAAAUUGUAGCAAUGAUGUAUCGAAGAUAG
Molecule: messenger RNA, 831 nt
Organism: Diversispora eburnea
Lineage: Eukaryota; Fungi; Glomeromycota; Glomeromycetes; Diversisporales; Diversisporaceae
Source: the annotation of a GenBank genome assembly